Molecule: messenger RNA, 1671 nt
Organism: Neoarthrinium moseri
Lineage: Eukaryota; Fungi; Ascomycota; Sordariomycetes; Amphisphaeriales; Apiosporaceae
Exons: 2
Coding region: 1-1671 (556 amino acids)
Biological process (GO): protein N-linked glycosylation
Cellular component (GO): endoplasmic reticulum membrane
Molecular function (GO): alpha-1,6-mannosyltransferase activity
Source: RefSeq, a predicted model, not a curated record
AUGGGGGCCGUUGACACUCUGCUGUCGCUGGCUAUUCCGGCGUUGGUAAUCCUGCACCUCGUGGUUGCACCCUACACCAAGGUAGAGGAGUCGUUCAACAUCCAAGCUGCUCAUGAUGUCCUGGUCUACGGCACCCCUACCAGGGAUGUGCAUACCAAGCUGUCUACGCAGUACGACCACUUCGAUUUCCCAGGAGCGGUGCCGCGUACCUUUGUCGGGCCUGUCCUGCUCGCCGGCCUCACCCAACCCGUUGUGGCGCUCGUCGGCUUCCAGCAUGCCCAAUUCCUCGUGAGAGCCGUGCUGGGCCUUGUCAACGCCUGGAGCCUGGUGGUGUUCAAGAGAAAUGUCGCCAGAGCAUUUGGGCAGCCGACCGCGAGGUGGUACACCUUGCUGCAAGCCACCCAGUUCCAUGUGCUCUUCUAUGCCUCGCGGACGCUGCCCAACAUGUUCGCAUUCGGCUUCACAACACUGGCCUUCGCACAACUCGUGGGCGACCCCAGGACGCUCAGCGUAGGGAGGUGCAAGCUGGCUAUCGCGCUGCUGACAUGUGCGACUGCGGUGUUUCGGUCAGAGCUGGCCAUUCUGCUCGUCACCACCACUGCAUACCUUCUAGUGGUACGAGGGCUUCCGCUUCGCACCGUCAUCCAGCCUUUCCUGGUGUCCUUUGUCUUCUCGCUCCUGGCCUCUGUGCCUCUAGACUCCUAUUUCUGGCAGAAGCCCCUCUGGCCAGAGCUUUGGGGGUUCUACUACAAUGCUGUUCUCGGUUCGUCCUCCGAUUGGGGCGUCUCACCGUGGCAUUACUACUUCACCAAUGCCUUGCCAAAACUACUGGUCAACCCCUUGACGCUGGGUGUUCUCGUCCCAUUUGCUUGGAUACACCCAGCAACGGUGCAUUAUACUCGGACAUUGACGCUGCCGACUCUGCUGUUUGUGGCAAUCUACUCCUUACAGCCGCAUAAGGAGGCGCGCUUCAUCUUCUACGUCGUUCCGCCCAUGACGGCGGCAGCUGCCCUUGGCGCAAACUACAUCUUCACGCGGCGCGGAAAGUCAACCGUAUACGCACUCGCCUCGGCUGCCCUUGUCGCUUCAAUCCUGGCGUCACUUGCGAUCAGUACCGGGAUGCUUCUGGUUUCCUCCUUGAACUAUCCUGGUGGCGAGGCGCUUUCUGAGUUGCGCUCCCUUGUCACCUCCAAUGCGGCAUCCCCUGAUGUUCAGGCCGUCAUGGUUCAUACAGAUGUCCUCUCCUGUAUGACUGGUGUCACACUCUUUGGACAACAUACAUAUCCACCCAACGAUCCCAAACCGGUGACGGAGACAGUCUCAUUCGCGUUUGACAAGACUGAGAAGUCCUCUACACUCCGAAAUCCAGCUUUCUGGAGCAAGUUCGACUACGUACUGCUGGAAGAUCCGUCCAAGGCCAUUGGGUCCUGGGAAACGAUUGGCACAAUUGAAGGAUUUGCCGGCGUAGAGGUCCUAAGACCUGGAAUGGAGGCGACGGAUGAUCUGGAGGCUGGCCACGGUCAGGUGCUAGGCCGAGGCGCUCUUGUGAAGAAGGCGCGGGAGAUCGUCAGGGGUGUGACGGGUGGAUGGUGGGUCGGACCCAGGAUGGAGCCGAGAAUAAGGAUAUUGAAGAAGCUUAGAAGUGCUCCAAGAAAGGAAGUCAAGGAGUGA